GAGGCUGCACAGACAUGUGGUGAAAUCCCAGCAAGUCACACGGCCAAACAGUAGGAAGGAUGCUCAUUUCUUGCACCCUUGCACUCUUUAUAUAGCAAUGACCAGCGAGUACAACGCCGCCCAGCGGCUUCUGCACAAGAUCAAGCAGAAUGUCAGCGAGUUUGAACUGGACACACGCACCGACUCCCAGGUCCUCCAGGCCGGUAUUGCCCAAGACCUGCAGACGCUUGGCAAGAAAAUUGCCGAAUACCGCAUUCUGGCCCGCCAAGACACCAACGAGCGCAAGCGCCGCAUGAUGAUUGACCGGGCAACUGCCAUGGCCGACGACCACGAGAACCUCAAACGACGCGUUGAGAAGAUAAAGCAGCACAAGCAGAACCAAACCACAUACUCUCACGAGCGCGCUGAGCUGUUCCAGCGACCAAACGCCUCACAGCCCAUGGAUACGGCGAUUACUAUGGAUGGCCCGCAAGGCGAGGAUGCGUUUUAUCAGCGUAGCGAGUUGGCACUAGACAACUACAUCGCUCAGGGUGUGGCGUCGCUGGGCAAUUUGCGUGAGCAGCGCGGGAUGCUGCAGGGCGCGCAUAAGAGGAUCCUGAACGCCGAUAGUACUCUAGGGCUGUCAAAGUCAGUUAUCACGUAUAUCAACCGGCGGACGACCCAGGAUAAGAUUAUUCUGGCAGCAGGUAUGCUGGCUACGUGUGUGGGCAUUUACUUUAUUGUGCAGUAUUUCGGUUGACCCUUUUUUCUAACAAGAUUGCCGCUUUCUGUAUGUGUACGCAAGUACACUGCAUGCAUUCAGUCAUACACGAUAUUGACAUGGUCUCUGAUGUUGCCAGCAGGAUAUGCGGCAAUAUAACAAGUAAAGCUGCGGGUUGAAGAACGUGAAUUGUAAAGUAGACUGCAAAAGGCUCUAGUGGAAAUGAAGGCGCAUUUACACGUUUUUUAGGGCGCACCAGUGUUGAUGUUGG
Molecule: messenger RNA, 971 nt
Organism: Linderina pennispora
Lineage: Eukaryota; Fungi; Kickxellomycota; Kickxellomycetes; Kickxellales; Kickxellaceae
Exons: 1
Coding region: 98-739 (213 amino acids)
Biological process (GO): endoplasmic reticulum to Golgi vesicle-mediated transport; vesicle fusion
Cellular component (GO): Golgi apparatus; SNARE complex; endoplasmic reticulum membrane
Molecular function (GO): SNAP receptor activity; SNARE binding
Source: RefSeq, a predicted model, not a curated record